This is a messenger RNA of Aureobasidium namibiae CBS 147.97, 1704 nucleotides long. RefSeq lists its product as uncharacterized. The record is from RefSeq and is a predicted model, not a curated record. The transcript has 2 exons. Bases 1 to 1704 code for a protein of 567 amino acids. NCBI's taxonomy places the organism in Eukaryota, Fungi, Ascomycota, Dothideomycetes, Dothideales, Saccotheciaceae.
AUGGAGCCGACCACUGGAUCGCCGCAUCCGGCGAAGUUUGGAGCCCGCAACAGGCCAUAUCCUCGCUCAAACACUCUGACGAUAGUUCUCUCAAUAUCACAUGUUCCUCGGACCUGCAACAAUCGAAGCUCCGACCUGCUACUCAACAUGACCGUGAAGGAGAAAAUGUUUCGCGAAGCCACGAAGACUGCUAAGUCCAAGAUAGGAAGUCCGAGGCAAGAAAGCCCAAUGUCUCGCAAGCCCGUAGAAAGGAACGAAAGACAGAUGCGUCAAAACCACCGGGAUCAGACAACGUGGCCGAUGACCCAGCUCUUCGUCGCUCAGCGCGCAUUGCUGCUCAGUCAGCUGCGACAAAAUAGCUCAAGCGUGGAAGAAGACAGAAGGACGGCUCACGUCGCCACUAUCGAACGAAUCUAUCGCAUGGAUCUAUGGCAGGACUUCAUAGACCAGUCCAAUCGUUUACCAGGUCACUCACCAGCUGAGGCACGAGCGUAUUGGGAGAAAAUAGAUCGGCUCCCAUACCAGCAAAGGAAAAAGGCUCACGACCGCGCAUACAAGAAAGGCGUUGACAGAGCCCCCUUCGGUACCUUUGGAUUCCGUUAUAUCUCAAAGAGGGACGUUUCUGAUCACGUCUGGUUCCGGGAUCAAGCAUUGGGAACUUGGAGGUACUGGAUCAUCUCAGGAACUGGAUGUGUGCACGAGACGUUCCACCUUACUCCUCCACCCACGAUACAACUUGCUUGGGAAAGCCAGCUCAAGACUCGUGGCCAUCCUGGGCUUGAUUUGCGCACACAGCCCGCGUUCCACUUGACCAAAUAUGGAGUCGUCCAUGUCAGAGAGAUGCCGCUCGCCAUCAUCACCGAUCACGAGACUUGGAUCAGUACUGAACCUCUAAAGACCCAAGACGUCGAUGAGGCUGUCUCCAAGCACUUCCGCAUACCAUUGAAACGUAUCGUGGAUCCUUGUCUGGUCGUCGAGAUCUCUGAUGCUAUUCUGAAGUUGAGAAUAGGUCGUCCCUUGUAUGAUCCCUUUUCUCCUUUGGGCUUCCCGGUUGACUACACCGAGGGGUAUGAAGAGUACGAAGACGAAGAUGAGGCCGGAGAUAAGUACGACGAUGAAUUUGGUCAUCUAAUGUGGGGAAUGGCUUGUUGGGACUGGGUCUUCUCAGACUUUGAUUUCAAUUUGAAUCCUUACGGGCCAGUCGGCGACUACUUCUUCCAGCAGAACGGCGACAUAUAUACCUUGACCUUGAAAAAGCCUGAGGGCUUGAGUCAAGAGGAUGACGCGGCAUGGCAUGCUGACGUUCCCUACGGACCGUUCGCAUCAUUUGCCAGAGCAGUCGAAGCAACCUUCUGGCCACCGACCCCACCUGCUGCACUCAACUCCUCAGGUAUCCCGCGAUCGAGCAGGAGGUCCCAGAGAUCUUCCAAAUCUCCUACUUACAUUUAUCCCAACUCGCCCUUCCCUCUAGCCUCGGUACCAAUCACGCGCUACAAAUAUGGAAAGCCGUGGGAUUCGAAGAAGGUUUCACAUCCAGCAGUCCACUUCGGGGUCUCUACACCAGCUCUUGGUGAUAUUGCGACUCAUUCAAAUGUGGCACUACCUGCUCAGCCAUCUCCUCCGCCAGUGAUCAGAUCGGCAAGAUCACCUCGGUCGAACAGAAGGACAGCGAGUACGAUGAAUAGCCCCUCACAACUUCGUUGA